AUGCUGACAGAAAAGUUUCUGCGGCUGCAGUCCUUUUACUUUCGCCUCCUGGGACUAGAGCUGUUGGACCAGCAGGAGGUUCAGAGUGUAAAGGAUAAAAGGCGAAGCAUUUGCUGCAUCCUGGCCGUGGCCACAUUCCUGCCACUGUCCAUCGCCUUUGGUUUAAACAACAUCCACAAUAUGGAUAAACUAACCGACACACUCUGCUCCGUGCUGGUGGAUCUGUUGGCCCUCUGCAAGAUUGGAAUCUUCUUGGGGCUGUACAAAGACUUCAGGAGGCUUAUUCAAAGAUUUCACGAUAUGCUUGAGAGGGAGAGUCACUCGGAGGUUGCAGCCAAGAUAGUUGCCAGACAGAAUGAUCGGGAUCAAUUCAUCAGCUCCUUGUACACGAUCUGCUUCCUGGUGGCUGGUGGCUCCGCCUGCCUGAUGUCUCCCCUGCACAUGAUAGUACGCUUUUGGAGAACAGCCGAAAUGGAGCCAGACUAUCCCUUUCCCAGCGUCUACCCCUGGGACAAUCGUCGCUUCCACAACUACCUCUUCUCGUAUCUGUGGAAUGUGUUUGCCGCCUUAGGCGUGGCACUGGCCACCAUCUGCGUGGACACACUCUUCAGCUCGCUGACGCACAACCUGUGCGGACUCUUUGAGAUCUGCCGCCACAAAAUGUUGACCUUUAAACGCAGAAGACCAGUGGAGACGCAGCAGAACCUUAGGCACAUCUUCCAACUGUAUGGCGAGUGCCUGGAGUUGGGGAGCUCAUUAAAUGGCUUCUUCAGGCUGAUCAUCUUUGCCCAGUUUAUUGCCGCCUCGCUGCACUUGUGCGUGCUCUGCUACCAGCUCUCCUCGAACCUGAUGCAGCCCGGUAUGCUCUUCUAUGCCGCCUUCAUGGCGGCCAUUCUCGGCCAGGUGGCCAUCUACUGCCAUGGCGGGGCCUGUGUCCAGGCGGAGAGCCAGCUCUUCGCACAGGCCAUCUACGAGAGCGACUGGCUUCCGCUGCUGCUGGACGGAAGGCUCGAUGUGGGACGCUCGUUGCAGAUUGGCAUGGUGCGUGCCCAGCGCGGCUGUCGCCUCGAUGGCUACUUUUUUGAGGCCAAUAGGAAGACAUUUGAUUUGAUUGUUCGUACUGCCAUGUCGUAUGUGGCCCUACUACGAUCCACAUCUUAG
Molecule: messenger RNA, 1161 nt
Organism: Drosophila pseudoobscura
Lineage: Eukaryota; Metazoa; Arthropoda; Insecta; Diptera; Drosophilidae
Gene: Or98b
Product: Odorant receptor 98b
Exons: 4
Coding region: 1-1161 (386 amino acids)
Biological process (GO): detection of chemical stimulus involved in sensory perception of smell; sensory perception of smell
Cellular component (GO): plasma membrane
Molecular function (GO): olfactory receptor activity; odorant binding
Source: RefSeq, a predicted model, not a curated record